AUGAUACCCGACAGCGCCCAACCCUCAACCAUCUCCCACAACAACUCACAACUCAAACUCACUACAGUCUCCCAUAACGACCUCAACCAACGAACUAACCACAAGCUUCCCCACAACAACCUCCCAACAACUAUAAUACCAGAUCCCAAACCGAACCCUCACCAAACUACUACGAUAUCUAAGCCCAACAACCAACCUCACCAACAACUAGACCACAUAUUCCCCACAAACAACCCCCCAAUACUACCCACAAGGCGCCCACCUUCACCAACUACUCACCAGCGAACUACCCUGAAUAGUCCAAACCAAACCGUCACCAACUACUACUACAUCUCCCACAACCGGAACCUCACCAACUACUACUUACAUUCCCAUAAACAACCUCCCAAACUACCUACCAACAAUCCUCCCACCAAAAACCUCACAACUACACUACCGCCUCCUAACAACGAUGCACCAACUACUACCAAAACAUCUCCUACAACGAACCUCACCCAACUACUACUACUCUCCCCAAAACAACACCCCAACCUACCUACCCACAUCUCCCACAAACAACCCUCCAAACCUAACUACACACCUCACACAUACCACAGCCAACCUAACUACUACAUCCCUAAACAACGCCUCACCCACCUAAACUCUAACCACAUCCUCCUCAACGACCUCACCACUACUAACUACCAUCCUCGCAACAACAACCUCACCGCAACUCUACAACAUCUCCCACGCAACCUUCCCAAACCAAAUACCCUACUGCAUCUCCUACAACGACCCUCACCAAGUACUGCCACAACUCUAACCAAACGACCUCACCAACUACUUACUAACAUCAUCCCCAACAACCAACCUGCACCCAACUACACCACAUUCCACAACAACCUCACCAACUACUACCCACAAUCUCCCAACGAACCAACCUCACCAACUACUAACCUACAUCCUCCCUACAACGAAACCUCCCCAACAAAUUACUAA
Messenger RNA from Macrobrachium nipponense, 978 nucleotides. Its product is annotated as mucin-2-like. The coding region runs from base 1 to 978 and encodes 325 amino acids. Lineage: Eukaryota; Metazoa; Arthropoda; Malacostraca; Decapoda; Palaemonidae. The record is from RefSeq and is a predicted model, not a curated record. The transcript has 3 exons.